Molecule: messenger RNA, 2079 nt
Organism: Adineta ricciae
Lineage: Eukaryota; Metazoa; Rotifera; Eurotatoria; Adinetida; Adinetidae
Source: the annotation of a GenBank genome assembly
AUGUUACUCUUAUAUGUACUAUGGAUGUGCUUAUUGUCUACUGGCACUGGCUUCUCACUCAGCAAUGAAACGAGAAUCAUCGAUUUGCCGUUGCCACAACUGAACACAGUUGAAGAACCAGCGGAUUCGCCGACAACUCGUAGCUUCGCCAGUGGCACUGUUAGUACCAACAUUCUGACGCUGUUCAAAUACAAUGGUAGUCAAAUCUAUGUAUAUGGUUCUGUAUCCAAUGAAGGUGAGACGCCACAGAAAUGGAUCUUUUACUAUGUACCAGUGAUGGCACCUUUACAAAGUGCGCCGAAUGAUCCAUGGGUUUGGUUCGUAAAGAGUGAAGUACGUAUUAAACUGUUAUUAGGUGAUGAUACAGUCGAAGAGAUGGCACGAAAAGCUAUAGCUAAGAAGUUUGAUAUGAAAACUGCUGAAUACUCAAAAUAUUGGGAUAUUGCACCGUUGAUGAUCGAUUCACUCACAGCUUACAUCGUACAGGGAAGUAGUUCACCAAUUGCUGGCAUCGAACCAUUCCGCGCCGUUCACCCGAACUCACUCGCCAUGAUCUUUCGCUUUAAAUGCUCAACAGAAGAGAAUGCCCGACAGAUUGCCGAGAUGAUUCAAGCCGGCGAGUAUGAAAUUGAAGUUGCCUUCUACUUUGCUGGCUUUCAUCAAACAUCGACUAGUUUUGUAUCGAUUACUGGUGAUCAACUGAAGGCGGCUGCAAGUAAAACAAUAGCUGAUGGUGAAAACACCAAUGCACAAUAUAUACAUCGCGAUCAAGCGUCGAAAUUUAUUGGAAAAUAUACAAUGAAUAUGAAGAAAUUGAUCUAUUCAGACAACCCACAAAUCAAUGCACAAGCGCUGUCAGACGGUUUGGAAACACAAUUUCUUUCGUUACUACAACAAGCUAUGCAAGAUUCAACGAUGGAGAGGCUGAAAGCGGAUGCACUUCAACAAGUCUGGUCACCGUCAGACUUGGAUCCAGACGUUUUAGAGCAUGAAAUAAACAAGAUGUUUUCAUACAAUCAAUCAGAAACAGAACGGCAUAAUGAUAGUAGAAUGUAUUUUAAUGGUAAUGUGGAAGAAAUAAAACAGUCAGCGUCGAAGGGAAGUGGCGGUAUUUUUGGUAGCAUUGGUAGAGGUUUCCUGAAAGUUUUCAGUUUCGGUUUAAGUGGCAGUGGUGAAUCAUCAUCCACGACUACCUCAAAAAAUCAUACAAUCACUGAUCAAGUUAUGUCCGAAACAGAUAUUCAAAAGCACUUGUCUCAACAUGCGAUGGACACAGAAUGGAAUGGAAAGAAGCUGAGACCGAAAGAGUUUAAAGUUCACAAGUUAAGUGACAUUACAGAUCAUUUACAAAUAGCUAUUAUUUCAAAACAAUUAACCGUCGAUAAAGAACAAAAUGCUAUUGUUCGAAUAAUUAGUACAAUGAAUACGCCCUAUUUUAUUGCUAAUAAUCAAACGCGUUCAAAUUUAGUUCUCACUGGCGAAAUAAAACUCUAUGCCGGCAUAAAUAAGCCUCCUUACCCAUGGCUUCUUUGUGAUGGUGCCGCUGUAUCACGUAUCGAAUAUCAACGUCUAUUUGCUGUUAUCGGUACACAAUACGGAGCAGGUGAUUAUGUAACAACGUUCAAUGUACCAGAUUUUCGUGGACGAGUUCCAAUUGGUGUUGAUCAGUAUGAGCUACGUGUGAAACAAGUGACUGAAACUGGAUUUAGUGGUGGAGCAGCAGUACAUACGUUGACCAUUGCUCAACUUCCUCCUCAUCAGCAUACAGCAGGCUCAUUAGUCACCAGUACAGCUGGUGAUCACACACAUUCAAUUUAUGAUCCAGGUCACAACCAUGGAGGAUCUACUGGUAGUGCACCAAUGGGAACAGGACCUUGGGGUAUGAGAGGAAACGGACAUGGAAGCGAUCAAAACUCUCAUACACAUACAAUCUAUACUGGACAGACGAAUAUCAUAAUUAAUAGUGCAGGUGCUCAUAAUCAUAUGAUCCGUGGAAACACCAGUUCAGUUGGAAAUGGUGGUAGUUUCAGUUUGCUACAACCAUAUCAAUCUAUUCAUUAUAUUAUUUAUGCUGAUUGA